CGUCCAAAGCUAAACUGGUGAGCAUCUUAAAGGUUUUGAGAUAAAAAGUGACCAGUAAAACGACGACGGGGAAAAUCGCAUUUGAAACAAUUUCCUGAUUCGCAAUUGGACCCCAGACCUCCACGGCGACACAUUUAUGCUGAUUGGCCAUCAUGACUGACUGGAGCUCAGAAGACGUCAAGGCCUGGAAAGAGAAGGCGAGGGAGGAACAACAGUAUUUCUGCCAAGUUCUUGGAGACCGCGACUACGACGCGUACAAAUCCGACGAGAUACAGUAUCUAGAUCUCAAAAUCGGGAACGCUAUGUUUGGACCCCCCAAGAACGUUGACGAAAACCAAAAUGAAGUGCUCUUAACAAACUACGAAGAUGAGCAACAGAAAUACAUUGCGAAAAUUCGUGAUUUGAUCUUGACUAAAACUGGAAGUGAUUACGUGUGUGUGGCUUUCAUCUUUCUUUCCAUCAAGCAACUUGACAAGCAUUACCAAAUGCCCGUCAUCCGGCUACUGGACAAGGAUGGAAAUAAAGUGUAUUUCGUCGACCAUCUAGCUAGAAUUUACGACGGAUGGAAAGAUUUUUCAUCCAAUAACUACCUUCCUCAGUGCAUCUACUGUUACCCAGAGAACGGAGAGUACCGGGAAGACGAUGAGGGCAAUGUGAUCUUAGGUUACGACACAUCGCCGAGUUGCGACUUUGGUAAACGAGUUGUUCAGGUUGCAGAUGUUACCAACAUCGUCGCAUCGAUUUCGUCCGCAGGUUUGGCUAUUGGUGGAUUAGCUACCUCAUUCUUUUUCCCUCCUGCAGCCCCUCUUCUCUUCUCUGCUGCGGCUUGGACAGGUGCAGGUUCUGGAGCUUAUUCGGUGGGAAGAAAUGCAUACAAGCUUUACGACAGGAGCGAUCACGAGCAGUCUAUCAACCCUUUAACCGACCCUGAGGCGAGAGGCUGUUGGUUUGCCUUUGUUGGCGGAGGUAUCGGCAUGGGAUCAAUGGGUCUUGUGAAAUAUAUGUCUCAUCUUGCGCGCAACGGUGAAAUUGCGUCUAAGGCCCUUAGAGUUGCCUACUCUUGUUUAGAGGGAGGCAGCUUGACCAUGAAUGGCUUGGGAAUUAUUUCUCAGGUGUAUGACUUGAAAAAGAAGGAAAAGGUGACUGUUAUGGAUGUCGUGAAUCUAUCUACUUCCAUAUUGUUUUUCACUCACGCCUGUGUUAGUCUCAAGAAAGCGAGCACAAUCAUCGAAGAAGUUCAGUCCUCCGUUUUAUCCGACAUCGAGUCUUCUUUGCCGGCACGUCGCCGCAGAGACUUCCGAGAACUUUGCAACGAUAGCGUCGGCAGUAAUAAGAUGCAGGGGAACGCUAAAGUCAUUAAGUCGCUUUCUUAUGUUAAGAACCCCAAUAAGUUUUUGAAGAGUGUGAUGUAUGUCAAGAGGAAAGCUGGGGUUGAUCACGAUGUUAAACUCGCCGACAAAGGGCUCAUCUCUAUCAACGAUCAGCUCGACAUUGACCCGAAGAAAAUGGGGUACAUGAGCAAUAAUUCGCGACAAAAAAUACUAAAGAGCACAAAGAAGUUGCAAUCAGAUGCCAACUAUGCCAACAACUUCGGUGCAGACAUGAAACAAAUUUUUAUGAAAGAGCGCGUCAAUGUCGACGCAAACAGGCGCAAAACUGUUUCUAAAUUGGAAGAGCUGCUGGGUGUUAACGACCUCGAAGAGUUCAAGCUGAAUAACGAGAAAAUUUUCAAGGAUCUCCGUCCCCAUCAAAUUGAUCGUUUGGGCCAACUCCUGGAGAAGAGCGAUGAAAAAGUGCUGAAAGUCGUAAAAGAGUUUGCUUCCAGGACCAAGUGUAAAAACUUCUCGGAUUUCUGCAACAUGAAAGAGUUUGUGGAUCAGUACACGCUCAAAAACAGCGUCAACCUCACUGAUUUGCCAGAAGAGCAACGAUUUGGUCAGUUUCUGUCUAAGUUAACUGAUCCGAAUUCAGGCGCUUCGGCAGACAUGCAGCUAUACUUCUCUGAACUCAAGCAAAAAAUUAGCGGUUUCAACGCAACUUUACCUACACCUUUUCCUAGUGACAACUCAGCGAUUACACAUUACUACAAGCACAAAGAUGUGGGAGGGCGGGAGUUAAGCGUUUCAGAGUACUUCACAGCUCUAAAGAACCACCUCGGCAGCACAACAUUGCUCACAGAAAGUGUACUCUCACAGGAGGGUAACAAGGUCUUCAUCACCACCAAGGAUCCUGCUACCGGUUUCAAAGCAAUUACUAUACAAAAUGUGGGCAACCCUGCCGAUGCGAGGGCGAAGAUAGCAACAUUCUAUUACGACGAACGCGUUCACGUGUGAUAAUUUGAAGCAUUAAAUUUCCAAUCACAUGUUACUAGUUGAAUUGAGGAAUUAUACAUUUUCAGUAUGAACUUAUGAAGCUUUCAAAUAUUUACUUAUAUUUUAGUUACUAAAUAUAACUAAUGUUCAUCCUAAAUACCCUAAGUUUCUCUAACAUUAUUCAACCUGUAUUUUUGACGAAGUUCUGUGUUCCUCAAUUUUAAUCUUGUUUGUAGAUCUUCUGGUCGUAAUUUUUUUUCAUACCAGAGUGCUUUUUGAAAGAUUUUCGGUAAGCCUAAUUUCUGUAAUUUACUUGCAUUGUCGUUUCUUCCGAGUUCAGAGUGGUUCCCAGCUGGGAGGUAAUUAAUAAUUUUUUCGGGGUGAUGGAUUGGUAACAAAAAUGAAAAUGUAUUUCUUUCUUUAGAACACAUUCUUUAGUUCAUGAUUCAUAACAUUUUAUCUAUUUUCAUAUAAUGCCUUAUUGAUUUUCGCGAUUACGAGUUCAUCUCUGUACAUGAGCUGCAUGCAUAAUCAAUUUAAACGAAACCUGUAUAUAUGUGAGAUAUGGUUAUUUCAUAAAUUUUUCGGUGGACUUUAUUAGCCUGGAAUCUUUCAAUUUUAUUCAGUAUUUUUUCUGAUUAGAAAAAUAUUUUUAGUAUAUUUUGAAGCUAUAUACACAAACUGGCUUCCUCUUAUAUACUCGUGAAAUGCUAUUCACUGCUUGCUACAGAGUUGAACUUUUAUUGCAACUACGAACACUUUUAUCCAUCAAUAUAAUUUGUAAGUUUAUCCGGCAUUUAAUUAAUCCUCAUAUAACCUUAACACAAUAUGUCCUCUCGUCGACAACAUUUGUGUAGAAUAUUUAGGGAGCAAUUCCUGAAUAGUUCUGAUAAAAAUCCAAAUUGUAUUGCCUUUGUUAAUGCAUCAAGUAACUAUCCAGAUAAUUCAAUACAUUGAUUGAUUUAUAAUUU
Molecule: messenger RNA, 3283 nt
Organism: Hyalella azteca
Lineage: Eukaryota; Metazoa; Arthropoda; Malacostraca; Amphipoda; Hyalellidae
Exons: 2
Coding region: 153-2333 (726 amino acids)
Source: RefSeq, a predicted model, not a curated record